AUGUGCAUCAUUUUCUACGCCGCCUACCCUGGCUGUGUACACGUAGACUACAUCGGCUCCUAUCACUGCGGGUACCCUGGCUGCUCCAUCGAAACGCAGCACAUUGUCCAAGUCGAGGAGACGGGGUUCCGGUGCGACAUGUGCAUUCGUUUGGAUGUCACUCAGACGGAGCCGAUGCCGCCGGCGCAAUGGUAUGUGCCAGUUCCUGAUAUGAAGCUGGGAUUCAAGAGGAGAGAAGGGUGGGCGUGGCCGAGUGUUGUGGAUCGCGGGGUGAUGGCGGCGGGCACUGCUUGGGGUAAUGGUUGGAGUCGCGGUGGCGGUGGUAGCGGUGAUGAUACGAGGAGUCAUCCAAGAAGUAAUCCGCAGAGCUUGAGUGACACGGAUAGCACGACAAAUUAUUGGCCAUUGAGUGCGGCGGAAAAGGCAACACACCUGUUUGCCAAGCUGACGGUGAGAGAGGAGGCUCAGUCUGUAAGUACUGGUAGCCGCAGUGGGGAUAGUAAUGGCAGUAGCAGUGGCGCUGAGGGUGUUGGUAAGAGUGCGCUUUCCACCCUAAUCCUUACGGCGCAAUCAUCAGAGCGCAACCCUUCACCAGCUCUUCAGCCUCCGCUCAUGCCUCGAUUCUCACCCCUGUUACCGGCCGGCCUGCCCAGCUACCCCGUCCUACCUCCAGGCCUGAUCAAUUACCCUUUAUAUCCUUUUGGAUUGACUGCCGAGCAGUUCUCUGCACUUCAACGGCAAUCGGCCACCCCCGUGGUACCAAUGAUGGAAAUUUCAGGCCUUCAUACCCGACAAACGCCUGUAUACAACACACCCGCUAGGCAACUCGAACAAUACCAAGCUCGGACCUACACUGGAGCCGUACAGCCUGUACAUGCUGUACCUACUGAGCGUCCGCAUUCCAAGUUCAUCCCUACGCCAUGGAAUACAAGCACACAUAUACCAGUUGAGCAAGCAUUCAGUGUCCGAAAACCGAACAACGUACACAGUGACACGCCGACGGUUGUUUAUGGCAACGUGGUGUUCCAUCCGACUCCCAUUGGUACGCCGUACCCCAACAUGAACGUGCCUGUUGAUGCGCCUGCGCGGUACGGAAAUAGCGGGGUGUUUGAUGCUACGAAUAUGACUUCGAAUAUGACGGGCUCGGCUCUCAACCCACGUGCUCCGCAGUUCAGGGGCAUGGUUGAGGGGAAGGGCAAAGGCAAGGCUGAGGGGCGAGGGUUCAGAUCAAAUAUUCCUGGCGUAUAG
Plenodomus lingam JN3 is the source of this 1248-nucleotide messenger RNA. The record is from RefSeq and is a predicted model, not a curated record. Lineage: Eukaryota; Fungi; Ascomycota; Dothideomycetes; Pleosporales; Leptosphaeriaceae.